GCAACGGUUUUGCCGCUCAUCUUAACUAAUUCGUGUAACUUAAUUAUAAUUUCCUUAAUCUCUUUCCAAUAGCAAUUAUAAGGUUGAAGGUGUUAGCAGACGAAAAUCUUCAGACUAACAACGAGAGUAUUGGAGUUUAUGUUAUGUGACUUCUGGAUCUGGAUAAUGAUUUCGAAGCAAUGGGAUAUCCAAGAAGCAGGCACACAUCUACAGAAGAAAUCACUCCUUCCUGCCAUAUGAAUUUGCGGAGCUCAUCUAAAAGAAGACGGCGAAAUGGUGAUAAUAAAGAGAAUGCGAGUGGUGUUGGGGUGAAAUGCUCGAGCUCGGUUUCUGGGAAGGGUUUGUCGGAAAGAAAGAGGACUUGUCUGCAGGUUAGGGACGAAAAUUCUACGGCAGAGAGUUUUUCGGAGAUUCCAGCCGACGGAGAAACAGGACUUGGGGCUAACCAAAAACAGGGCGAGGGUUUACAACAGCUUAAUUCUAGAGACGAGGGCUCUGCUCAUGCUUUAAAUGUUGAAAAUGAUGGCAAGAUCGCGGUGUUUUCUGAUGCGCGACCGAGCUCUACAGAGUGUCUGGUUGAAGAUCAAUCGGUUUUAUUUGCCACCUUGAAGGAGCUAUACUCAAAGCUACAUCUAAAGUAUAAGCGAUUAAAGGAAAGGAAGCUUAGUGAAGUUGAGGAAUAUAUUGAAGAGCAAAACAGGAAUCUUAUUGCAUAUGCAGAAGCUCAGCAUGAGUUACUUGAACAAACAAGAAGGGCGAACGAUUGGUUGAAGUUAAAUGCCGAUGAGGAAAAGAUCACAGUUUUUUUUAACAGGUUGAGGUUGUUAGAAAUGGAAAAGAUAGAGUGGCAAACUAAUUUGCAUGUGCAGCAUACAGAGAAUUUGGAGCUCAAAAAUGAGGUAAAGAGACUUAAGUCUUUGCUAUCAGAUUGUGUGGAAGAGAGCAAGAAGAUUAAGAACUUCAAUGUGCCAUGCCAACGCUGUAAGGCUGAUUGUUCUAUUGCCAAGGGACAGUUUUCUUUUUCCCAAGAUAUGCACUCUGAAAACGCAUGCUCUGCUGGCUUAGAAUCGAAUUUGGUUGUCCACAAUUCUACCAUGCAAACAGAAGGGUUUCAAUAUAGUUGUCAAGCUUGUGGCCAUAACAACAGAGUUGACUUUGGGGAAAAAAAAAGCAAAUUGGUUGGUAAUGGAACAAAUCAAUCUGUUGAUGACAUUGUUCAGGUUGGAUUGGUUAGAGGCAUCAUCUAUAGUGAUAAUCAACUAGGAAAGGAUGCUCAGAAAGGGGAAGCAACUGAUAUGAUAGUGGGAAAGGUAAAUAGUUUUGUAAGAGCGCUGUUACAGGGCAUGGCUGGGUUUAAGAUCUCAAUUGCUGAUGAAGCAGAGGCACCAAAGUUAUUUUUUCUUCAUCAAUCAAGUGGUUUCUCUUUCCAUUUGAGACGGCAUCACUAUGAAGAUAAUCCAGGUGAAAAUGGGGAACUCAUGUAUCAGGUGGUCUCAUUAGGAACAUUGCACAAGAUAGUGCCAGACUGGAUGAAGGAAGAAAUUAUCUUCACUAUAGCUCAAGUGGAUGUGUUCUUUAACAGAUUAUUGCAGGUCACUAAUGGGCAUGACUUUCGUGUACUGUGAUGAGGUCAUUCUGACUUCACUUGCAUUUGUGAUUAUUUAUUCAACAUAUUUAUUCAGCCUGUUAGAUCUAUGACUAUUUUGAUCGUUAUCAUCUGUAACUGUAAUGAGUGAAGGCAGAAUUUCAGAGAUUUCCGUUUUGUUGUAGCAGUCUUUUUAACAGAUCAACACUUGAGAUAUGUAACAUGGUAUAGGUUGGUAUCGUUUUCUUUUAUUGAUCUACCUUUGUGCUCUUGCUGCACAGAAAAGCAUAUUGCUUUGAUUUUUCUA
Molecule: messenger RNA, 1892 nt
Organism: Cryptomeria japonica (Japanese cedar)
Lineage: Eukaryota; Viridiplantae; Streptophyta; Pinopsida; Cupressales; Cupressaceae
Exons: 9
Coding region: 180-1625 (481 amino acids)
Source: RefSeq, a predicted model, not a curated record